Molecule: messenger RNA, 3354 nt
Organism: Penicillium soppii
Lineage: Eukaryota; Fungi; Ascomycota; Eurotiomycetes; Eurotiales; Aspergillaceae
Product: bifunctional cytochrome P450/NADPH--P450 reductase
Exons: 4
Coding region: 1-3354 (1117 amino acids)
Cellular component (GO): cytosol
Molecular function (GO): FMN binding; iron ion binding; flavin adenine dinucleotide binding
Source: RefSeq, a predicted model, not a curated record
AUGACCUCAUCCAACCAGGUCCCCAUUCCGGGCCCCAGAGGCGUCCCGUUCCUGGGAAACAUCUACGACAUUGAGCCCGAGGUUCCAGUAAACAGCUUUGAGCUACUAGCCGAUAACUACGGCCCUAUUUUCCGAUUGACCACAUUCGGCAGACCCCGAGUAAUCAUCAGCUCACACGAGUUGGUGGACGAAGUCUGCAAUGAGGAGCGAUUCAGUAAAAUGGUUUCGGCCGGUCUGAAUGAGAUUCGGAACGGCGUACACGACGGUCUCUUUACAGCGAACUAUCCCGGCGAAGAGAACUGGGCUAUUGCGCACCGCGUCCUUGUUCCUGCGUUUGGUCCGUUGAUGAUUCGCGGCAUGUUUGACGAAAUGUAUGAUAUCGCUACUCAGCUUGUCAUGAAGUGGGCGCGUCAGGGCCCUACUACCCCUAUCACGGUGACAGACGACUUCACUCGCUUGACACUGGAUACUAUCGCGCUCUGUGCGAUGGGAACCCGUUUCAACUCAUUCUACCAUGAUGAGAUGCACCCAUUUGUUGAGAGUAUGGUUGGAUUAUUGGCUGGAUCUGGCAGCCGUGCUUUGAAGCCUGCUUUGCUCAACAGUCUGCCUACAACAGAGAAUUCAAAGUAUUGGAGUGAUAUCGAGUAUCUUCGCAACCUGGCGCGCGAAUUGGUCGAUUCGCGGAAAGAAAACCCCGUUGAAAAGAAGGAUCUUCUCAAUGCCCUGAUCCUGGGUCGCGACCCUCAGACCGGCAAGGGCAUGACAGAUGACUCAAUUGUGGACAACAUGAUCACAUUCUUGAUUGCUGGGCACGAGACGACUUCCGGCAUGUUGUCAUUCCUGUUUUACUAUCUGCUCAAGAGCCCGAACGCGUAUAAGAAGGCCCAAGAGGAAGUAGACCGCGUGAUCGGCAAGCGCAAGAUUGUCGUCGAGGAUAUGUCGAAGCUUCCGUACAUCACCGCUGUGAUGCGCGAGACUUUGCGUCUGAAGCCAACAGCUCCAAUGAUCGCUCUGCACCCCCACCCCGAGAAGAACAAGGAGGAACCGGUGACACUGGGAGGUGGCAAAUAUGUCCUCCACAAGGAUGAAACUGUUGCAAUUUUGCUCACCAAGAUGCACCGCGACCCCAAGGUCUACGGCCCCGAUGCCGACGAGUUCAAGCCCGAGCGGAUGCUUGAUGAAAACUUCGAGAAGCUGCCCAAAAACGCUUGGAAGCCCUUCGGAAAUGGAAUGCGAGGCUGUAUUGGACGGCCCUUUGCUUGGCAAGAGGCUCUUCUCGUGGUUGCGAUUCUGCUGCAGAACUUCAACUUCCAGAUGGAUAACCCUACCUACGACCUGCGCAUUAAGCAGACCCUUACCAUUAAACCUAAGGACUUCCACAUGAAGGCGUCACUCAGAGAUGGCCUCGACCCUACUCAGCUCAGCACUUCUCUCAGUGGCUCCGCUGGUACGCCUAAAGAGACUGGCGCCGGCAGCCGGGACCGGAAGCCCAAGGUGGCACCUCCCGCGGAUGGAAAGCUGAAGCCAAUGCACGUGUUCUAUGGCAGCAAUACUGGAACUUGUGAGGCCUUCGCUCGCAGACUAGCUGAUGAUGCCACUGGAUACGGUUACGCAGCUGAGAUUGGGUCCUUGGAUUCAACAAUGCAGAAUCUGCCGAAGCACGGCCCUGUGGUAUUUAUUUCGGCUUCGUACGAAGGCCAGCCCCCCGAUAACGCCGCCCACUUCUUCGAGUGGCUCAGUGAGUUGAAGGGUGGCGAGCUGGAAGGUGUCAACUAUGCCACCUUCGGCUGUGGUCACCAUGAUUGGUCGUCCACCUUUUACCGUGUCCCCAAAGCCAUCGAUGAUCUGGCCGAGAAGAAUGGAGCAAAGAAGCUUUGCGAUAUUGGCCUUGCUGAUGCAGCAAACUCUGACAUGUUCACUGAUUUCGAUGGCUGGGGCGAGACCUCAUUCUGGCCGGCUGUGAUGGCCCAAUUUGGCGGGGCUGGUCCCGAGCAGGCCGCCAAGUCAAAGUCAUCAUUGCAAGUUGAAGUCAGUUCUGGCAUGCGUGCAUCCACCCUAGGCCUCCAGCUGGAAGAAGGAUUCGUCAUCGAGAACCAGCUCUUGACACCGCCGGGCGCCCCGGCCAAGCGAGUGGUCAAAUUCAAGCUGCCAUCAGACAUGACCUACCAGUGUGGUGACUACCUCGCCGUACUACCUGUAAACCCAAGCUCAGUCGUCCGUCGCGCCAUCCGCCGAUUUGACCUCCCUUGGGACGCCGUGCUCCGUGUCCAGAAGCCACCAGGCUCAACCUCCUCGCCCUCCAUCCCCAUCGACACCCCCAUCUCCGCCUUUGAGCUGCUAUCCACCUACAUUGAGCUCUCCCAGCCAGCAUCAAAGCGCGAUCUGAACGUUCUAGCCGAUGCAGCCAUCAACGAUGCCGAAGUCCAGGCCGAACUGCGCUACCUCGCCUCCAGCCCGAGCCGCUUCACCGAAGAAAUCGUCAAGAAGCGCGUCAGCCCGCUCGACCUCCUCACCCGCUACCCGGCCAUCAAGCUUGCCAUCGGCGACUUCCUCGCCAUGCUCCCCCCAAUGCGCGUGCGCCAGUACUCUAUCUCCUCAUCGCCUCUAGUCGACCCAUCCGAAUGCUCCAUCACCUUCAGCGUGCUCAGUGCGCCGGCCCUGGCCCACGCAGACGACGACGCCGAAAUCGAGCAGUACCUCGGCGUGGCAUCGAACUACCUCUCCGAACUGCAAGCCGGCGAACGCGCGCAUAUCACCGUCCGCCCCUCCCACUCAGGCUUCAAGCCGCCCAUGGACCUGGAAACGCCCAUGAUCAUGGCCUGCGCAGGCAGUGGUCUCGCGCCCUUCCGUGGCUUCGUGAUGGAUCGUGCGGAGAAGAUCCGCGGCCGUCGCAGCUCCCCCGAUUCCGACGAGUUGCAAUCCCAAGAGGUCGUCAAGCCAGCCAAGGCAAUUCUAUACAUCGGAUGCCGGACCAAGGGCCAGGAUGAUAUCCACGCUGCCGAGCUGGCGGAGUGGGCGGCGCUCGGUGCCGUCGAUGUUCGCUGGGCGUAUAGCCGUCCCGGCGAAGGCAAGGGCCAGCAUGUGCAGGACGCUAUGCUUGAGGACCGCGAAGAGCUGGUGAAGCUGUUUGAAGAGGGUGCCAAUAUCUAUGUUUGCGGAAGUACGGGUGUUGGCGCUGGUAUUCGCCACGCUUGUAAAGAGAUGUACCUUGAGAAGCGCCGUGCCAAACAUCGUGAGCUUAAGGAGAAGGGCGAGACGCCGGCUGGGGCUGAACUUGAUGAGGAUCAGGCUGCUGAGCAGUUCUUUGAUAACUUGCGCACCAAGGAACGCUAUGCUACUGAUGUGUUUACUUAG